Messenger RNA from Momordica charantia (bitter melon), 621 nucleotides. RefSeq lists its product as uncharacterized. The record is from RefSeq and is a predicted model, not a curated record. NCBI's taxonomy places the organism in Eukaryota, Viridiplantae, Streptophyta, Magnoliopsida, Cucurbitales, Cucurbitaceae.
AUGCUCCAGCAGAAUAUAGGCCAGCGAUACCAGUUGCAGAAAAAGGAGCAAAAUGUUCAUUUCAAGAAGUUUUUAGGUGUCUUGAAGCAACUGCACGUGAACAUAUCGUUGGUGGAAGCUCUAGAGCAAAUGUCGAAUUAUGUGAGGUUCUUGAAAGAAAUACUCACAAAGAAAAGAACGUUGGGAAAGUAUGAAACAGUAGCAAUGACUAAGGCUUGUAGCACUGUACUCACGAGCAAAAUUCUUGCAAAGAUGAAAGAUCCUAGGAGUUUCACCAUACCAGUUUCAAUUGGGGGACAACAACUAGGGGUUGCCUUAUGUGAUCUGGGCGCUAACAUCAAUCAUAUGCCAUUAUCAAUUUACAAGUUGGGCAUUGGGGAAGCAAGGCCCACAACAGUGACAUUGCAGCUGGCGGAUCGAUCCAUUACGCAUCCAGAGGGAAAAAUUGAAGACGUGUUGGUACAAGUAGAUAAAUUUAUUUUCCCUGCUGACUUAAUUAUUUUGGAUUAUGAUGCAGAUAAGGAGGUCCCUAUUAUUCUUGGAAGACCAUUCCUCGCAACUGGGAGAGCUUUAGUAGAUGUCCACAAGGGUGAACUUACAAUGCGUGUACAAGAUCAAUAA